Salmo salar (Atlantic salmon) is the source of this 1648-nucleotide messenger RNA. Its product is annotated as organic solute transporter subunit alpha. The record is from RefSeq and is a predicted model, not a curated record. Lineage: Eukaryota; Metazoa; Chordata; Actinopteri; Salmoniformes; Salmonidae.
UAGGAAAAUCUGCAGUAUUCACUGAGCAAACAACUUACUCAUCAUCAGUCAGAAGUUAAUUGCGGGGGAAAGUUCAAUAUCUAUUGCUGUCUGCUUCCUCGCACCUCAUAUAACUGCAGUCAGUGGGCAAGAGAUACAUCACUGGUAGUUUAUUUUCUGCAUAUUUUCACAACCUGGCGCGAGUCCUUACAUUACCGACUUCAAUUGACUAUGGACAUGGAAGAAGCUCUCAACAGCACCAUCCAUCCGACCUGUUUAGAAGAACCUCCGCUGGCUAUCGAUGUCAUAAAGCAGCUGGAUGUCUUCGGUGUGGCUCUGUACUCCAUGCUGACCCUCAUGUCUACGCUGUCCCUGCUGCUAUACCUGGAGGAGUGUGUGUUUAUCUAUAGAAAAGUCCCGUCUCCUAAGAAGACAACUAUUAUGUGGGUCAAUGGUGCUGCACCGGUCAUUGCCACCAUGGCUUGUUUUGGGAUGUGGAUACCAAGGGCUACCAUGUUUACAGAUAUGACCUCUAAUUCGUACUUUGCAGUGGUGGUGUAUAAGAUCUUGGUUCUGAUGAUAGAGGAGAGUGGGGGUAGUGAGGCCUUUCUGAAGAACAAUGCCCAGAAAACCUUCAAUAUCAGUGUAGGACCCUGCUGCUGCUGCUGUCCCUGCUUGCCACGCGUUCCGGUCACACGUUGCAUGUUAUUCUGGCUGAAGCUGGGGGCUCUUCAGUAUGCUAUCUUAAGGACAGUCCUCUCAAUUCUGUCCAUAAUAUUGUGGACCAACGGCAACUUUGAUCUUUCUGAUCUGGAGAUCACAGGCACAGCUAUUUGGAUCAACCCAUUUAUAGGUGUUCUCACCAUCAUCUCCCUCUGGCCUGUCGCCAUCAUGUUCAUGAACAUAUGCAACACACUGCGCAGCAUCAAGAUCAUACCUAAAUAUGCCAUGUACCAGUUGGUGCUGGUGCUCAGUCAGCUGCAGACGGCCAUCAUUAACAUCCUGGCCUUGGAUGGAACCAUCGCCUGCUCUCCGCCCUUCUCCUCUAGUGCCCGUGGCACCAUGUUGAGUCAGCAGCUAAUGAUCGUGGAGAUGUUCAUCGUUACCCUGGUGACCCGGGCGUUGUACCGCCGCACCUAUGACUCUCUUCCCACCGACCCCCACGAGACCGACAACGACCAGAACAGCAAGAUCAGCCUGCAGGCCCCACAGGGCGAGCACACUGUCUGAGAGAUUGGGCUGAAGUGAGAGGCAGAGUGGUGUGUGUGUUUGCAUGAGUGUGCGUGUGUGCGUUAAAGAGAGGGAGAGAGAGAGAGGGACUCUCUACCAAACAUUUACACUAUAGUUUUACUUGUAUAUUAAUUUUGUUUUGAUGGUGUGAUACUGUAUAUUCUGCUGUUCUAGUUGUUGGUUAGUCUUGUAUGAGAUGAAACUUACUGUAUAUUAAAAGUUUACCUGCAUUAUGCUGAAUAUAAUAUUAGAACAUAUACCUCAAACAACAUGUCUGUCCCAUCCAUAUUUCCUCAAGUUGCCUCAGCUCUCAACACGGCUAUGUGGAGUUUGGUGUGUGAGGGAGUUGGAAAGAGAUGGAGUUUAUAAACAAAAGCGGGUUAAUGGGGGUAUGAAAUAUGUAUUUUGUAUUCAUAUCAAUAAAUAUAGUGAAUUACAA